CAACCCAGCGAAGGAGGAGAAGUGCUGAAACGGUACAAUGCUGUGGAGAGUUCCUGUUUGCAAGCCCUCAUGAAUGACUCUCUGAGGCAGUUUGUCCCGUGCUACCGUGGGUUGACCACCAGAGGGAGUGAGAGCUACAUCCGAUUGGAAGAUUUACUGAGUGGUCUGUCCUGCCCUGUCAUAAUGGAUUGCAAAAUGGGUGUCAGAACCUACCUGGAAGAGGAGUUAGUUAGGGCACGCUCCAAUCCUUGCCUGCGGACCGAUAUGUACCAGAAGAUGGUGAAAAUAGACCCAGCAGCCCCUUCUGCAGAGGAGCACGCACAGGGCGGUGUGACAAAGCCACGCUACAUGCAGUGGAGGGACAGCGUGAGCUCUACUUCCACACUGGGCUUCAGGAUCGAAGGGAUUACUGCGGAGGACGGGAGAGUUCUUCGGGACUUCAAGAAGACUCGAACCUCUGCCCAGGUGACCAACGCCCUCCUUUCCUUCACCAAGAGGCAGUCACACAUCCUGGAAGCAUACCUGUCCAGACUACAGGCACUCAGCGGAGCUCUGAAAGAGUCUGAGUUUUUCAAAACCCAUGAGGUGAUUGGCAGCUCUCUUCUCUUUGUCCAUGACCGCACCAACAAGGCCAAUGUAUGGAUGAUUGAUUUUGGAAAGACAACCCCCACUCCUUCCAGUGUCCAUCUGAAGCACAACAUUCCCUGGGUGGAAGGCAACCGGGAAGAUGGGUAUAUCAUUGGGCUGUCGACCCUCACCUUGCUGGUGAAAGAAGCCCUUAGGCAAGCUGUUGGACAACAUCAUGAUGAGGGCAACAUUCCUGUUCAUGUUGACCAUCAGACUGGGACACAGCAUAGAUCACAGCCUUGUGAAAUCACUCACAACCAUAUUUAAAACCUACUGCUGGAACAGUUCACUCAAAGCUCUGUUGGAUUCAGAGUUAUGACAAAGGUUGCAGAGUCCAAACCUUGUUCAAAUGGGCCAAAGCUGAAACAGGACCUAAAUGAAGAGCGAACACUUGUGGAAGGCAGCAGAACUCCGUCCACUUUGAGUGAUGCAGGGCUAGCAGUAGCACCACAUUCAAACUCACAGUAGUCAAGGCCUGCUGACUGGGUGGAGUUAACCAUGACUGUCCCUGGACCAUCAACCAUGUUGAUCAGAGAAUAACCACAAAAAAAAAAACACAUUUGACUUUGAUCACCUGAUGUUCAUGCACACUGCUCUAGCAAGCAAAUGACCAGGAAAAGGUUUUAGUUUUUGUAGAGUC
Anguilla rostrata (American eel) is the source of this 1267-nucleotide messenger RNA. Its product is annotated as inositol-trisphosphate 3-kinase A-like. The coding region runs from base 70 to 894 and encodes 274 amino acids. Lineage: Eukaryota; Metazoa; Chordata; Actinopteri; Anguilliformes; Anguillidae. Gene Ontology annotation, biological process: inositol phosphate biosynthetic process. The record is from RefSeq and is a predicted model, not a curated record. Gene Ontology annotation, cellular component: cytoplasm; nucleus. Gene Ontology annotation, molecular function: inositol tetrakisphosphate kinase activity; inositol-1,4,5-trisphosphate 3-kinase activity. The transcript is spliced from 5 exons.